Molecule: messenger RNA, 2235 nt
Organism: Lachancea dasiensis
Lineage: Eukaryota; Fungi; Ascomycota; Saccharomycetes; Saccharomycetales; Saccharomycetaceae
Source: the annotation of a GenBank genome assembly
AUGACAGAGAAUUCUCAAAUCAAUCCUAGGCCUCACCGCCGAAACAACUCCCUUGAUCAAUUCACCGACCCUUUUUCCACAGCAGAGAUCUACUAUGGGCCUGAGACCGAUCCUACCAAAAAACAGACAAAGGGUUUCAAUAGAACUAGGACAAUGAGCGUAUUUGGAAAUGCGUCCCAGUUCAAAAUUGCUGAUUUCACUUCUUUACCAGUUAGAAGACGAGGAUCUGAAGACGACAGUUAUUUAAGCACUAAAGGCAAAAGAAGGUUUUUCAUAGAGGAUGUGGAUGCUACUUUACAGAAGUUGCUUAGUUGUGAAGAUACUGACAAUAAUUAUCAAAUUACUAUCGAAGAUGCUGGGCCUAAGAUGAUUCGAAUUGGAACUGCCAAUUCCAAUGGUUACAAUAAAAUAAGUAUUAAGGGGACGUACAUGCUUUCCAACUUAUUACAAGAACUCACACUGGCUAAAAGCUUUGGGAGGAAGCAAGUUAUGUUAGACGAGGCGAGGUUGAAUGAAAACCCAGUCAAUAGGCUGGAAAGGUUGAUUGCCACACAAUUCUGGAAAUCUUUGACCAGAAGAAUUGAUCUCUAUAACGUAGCAAAAAUAGCAGCGGACACUAAAAUUGACACACCAGCCGCGAAAGUGCCACGGAUUUAUGUGCCUCAUAAUUGUCCUGAUCAGUACGAAUUUUAUGUUCAAGCUUCACAAAUGAACCCAGCUUCAAGCCUUGACGUUGAAUAUUUACCUGAGGAUAUUACUGAGGAGUAUGUGAAGUCUAUCAAUGAUAGACCUGGCCUCUUGGCCCUAGCCAUGGAAAAACAUAUGGAUCCAGCUACAGGCGAAGAGGCUAUGUUCAGUUAUCCUUAUGUCGUACCUGGGGGACGGUUUAAUGAGUUGUAUGGUUGGGAUUCCUACAUGAUGGCAUUAGGUCUCUUGGACAGUGCUAAAACGGACCUCGCACGGGGAAUGGUUGAGCAUUUCAUAUUUGAGAUUGAGCAUUACGGAAAAAUACUUAAUGCCAACAGAAGCUACUACCUUUGUAGGUCCCAGCCUCCUUUCCUUACUGAUAUGGCUUUGAAGGUCUUUGAGAAGAUGGGAGGAAAAAGCAAUCCUGAUGCUAUUUCUCUUCUUAAACGGGCCUUUGCAGCAGCGGUCAAGGAGUAUAAGAGCGUUUGGAUGGCUGCACCUAGACUUGACGAGGCUACCGGCUUGUCAUGUUACCAACCUAACGGUUUAGGGAUUCCUCCAGAAACCGAAGCUGGCCACUUUGAUGCGGUUUUACAAGUGUAUGCUGAUAAACACAAAGUGCCCAUUGAAGAAUUCAGGAACCUUUACAACAAUGGCACUGUCGUCGAACCAGAACUGGAUGAAUACUUUCUUCACGAUCGGGCUGUCAGAGAGUCCGGACAUGACACUACAUACCGUUUUGAUGGUGUUUGCGCUCACCUAGCUACAAUUGACCUCAACUCCUUGUUAUACAAAUAUGAGGUGGACAUUGCAGAACAUAUCGAACUCUUUCAUGAUGGCGAAUUUACUGAUUUAUUGAAUGAAAAGACCGAUACUGCCUACUGGAGGUCGCGCGCAGCAAAAAGGAAACAAAGAAUCACAAAAUACUUAUGGGAUGAGGAAACGGGUUUUUUUCACGAUUACCACAUUAAAUUUAAAGAAAGAAUGACCUAUGAGUCUGCGACCACAUUGUGGGCCCUGUGGGCUGGAGUCGCAACACUCGAACAGGCUCAUUCCAUGGUUACUAAAGCUCUUCCUAAACUAGAGAUGUUAGGAGGCCUCGUGUCAUGUACGGAGGAGUCAAGAGGAGAAGUUUCAAUUGAAAGACCAACGAGACAGUGGGACUAUCCAUUCGGUUGGGCACCUCAUCAGAUCCUCGCUUGGGAGGGGCUCUCCAAAUAUGAUUAUGUUGGAGAAGCACGACGCUUGGCCUACAGGUGGCUUUAUUUGAUGACAAAGGCCUUUGUAGAUUACAAUGGCAUUGUUGUGGAAAAGUACGAUGUUACCAAAGGAACGGAUCCUCACCGGGUAGAAGCUGAAUAUGGUAACCAAGGCGCGGAUUUUAAAGGGGUGGCGACAGAAGGGUUUGGCUGGGUGAACACCAGUUACGUACUGGGACUAAAAUUUAUGGAUACAUCUGCCAGGAGAGGACUUGCUUCAUGCAUUAGUCCAGAUUCAUUCUUUUCUAAUUUGAAGCCAGAGCAUAGAGGUAAGUAUGCUAUGCCAUGA